UGAAAAUUAAAUUGGGACUGAAAGAGGAACCAUGGGUACCCAUUUUUCAUGACUCUGAGGGAUGGAGGGUCUUCCAAGCUACCUGUUCAGGCAUUGGAUUUGUAAAAAAUGGAGAGAAUCUUCUUCCAGAAGAUGCUAGUCAAGCAGAAUCAAAUGAGGUACCUGUAGGAACUGACAGUAUCUUUCAGCAUCCCAAGAUGGCAGACCAGUGCGGAGAAAGAAGACAACAGGAAAAUUACUGCAGGAGUAGAAUGGGAAAGGUUUUAUCAUAUAGAACAAGAGACAAAGAAGUUAAGAAAGCUAAAAUGCAAAAGGCAGUCUUCACAUCUGGAAAAAUACACACACAGUCUUCCAACCGUGGGGUAUAUACAAGAAAAUGUAUAGGAGAUACACUUUUUCGAUGUUCACAUUGUGAGAAAACUUUUUAUUGGGAAUCUCUCCUUGUUGCCCAUGAAAAAUCCCAUGCAGAGGAGAAGCCAUAUAAAUGCUCAGUCUGUGGGAAAAGUUUCAGUCGAAGGUCAAAUCUUGUAGAGCAUGAAAAAAGCCACAGAAGAGUAAAACAACAUACAUGCUUAGUUUGUGGUAAGGAGUUCAAUAGAAGAUACCAUCUUGAGGCACACUCAAGAAUCCACACUGGGGAGAAGCCAUAUAAAUGCUCAGAUUGUGGGAAGAGCUUCGGUUGGAGACCUUACCUUAUUGUCCACAGGAGAAGCCACACAGGGGAGAAACCAUUUACAUGCUCUGUCUGUGGGAAAAGCUUUAAUCAGAGUUCACAUCUUACUGGUCAUGAAAGAAGCCACAGAGGUGAAAAACCAUACCCAUGCUCGAUCUGUGGGAAAAGCUUUGGUAAAAGAUCACAACUUCUUGUCCAUGAACGAAUUCACACUGGUGAAAAACCAUACAAAUGCUCCAUCUGUGGGAAAUAUUUUAGGCAUAAGUCAAGUUUGGUUACACAUGCGAGGAUUCACAUGAAAGAAAAUCCACAUGUGCCCUCCAUUAUUCAUAGCAGCAUUAGAUGUGAAAAUAUACAAAUAGAUGAAAAUCCAUAUACAUGCUCAAUCUGUGGAAAACCCUUUGGUAACAGAUCAGUUCUUAGUACUCAUGAGCUAAUCCAUACAGGAGAAAAACAAUAUACGUGCUCAGUCUGUGGUAAAAACUUCAGGCAAAAGUCAUCUGUUGUGAGACAUGAAAAAAUUCAUUUACCAAAGAAGCAAUAUAUAUGCUCAGCUUGUGGUAAAAGCUUCAGUCAUAAAAUACAUCUAGCUCAGCACACAAGAGCCCAUUCAAGAGACAAACCAUACAAAUGCUCAGUCUGUGGUAGUGGCUUCAGUCAAAAAUCGAACCUUAUUGUGCAUGAGAGAAUUCACACAGGAGAGAAACCCUAUUCAUGUUCUGUCUGUGGAAAAAGCUUUGCUCAAAGAUCAAAUCUUACUUGUCAUGAGAGAAUCCACAGAGAAUAGAAAAAUGUCUCACGUCCUAAAUAACACAGGGACGACCAACUUCACAGCUAGCAUACAUAACAUUUUAGGAUUUAAAAUAGUGUCUGUGAGGAAUAGCCUGGGGGAAGGGCUGUGGCUCAGUGACAGAGCUUUUGCUUGGCAGGCAGAAAGCCCCCAGUUCAAUCCCUGGCAUCUCCAAUAAAAAGGAGCAGGUGAUGUGAAAGACCUGUAGUAGAGACCCUGGAAAGCUGCUGCUAGUCUGAGUAGACAAUACAAUCAAUACAAUACAAUGGUCUGAUUCAGUAUGAGGCAACUUCAUGUGUUUACUUUUUAAU
Messenger RNA from Eublepharis macularius, 1774 nucleotides. RefSeq names its product zinc finger protein OZF-like. The coding region runs from base 198 to 1460 and encodes 420 amino acids. NCBI's taxonomy places the organism in Eukaryota, Metazoa, Chordata, Lepidosauria, Squamata, Eublepharidae. The record is from RefSeq and is a predicted model, not a curated record. The transcript has 2 exons.